AUGAACUUUGCUGAUGGGACCUAUGAAGUCUCCUUCUACUCCAAUGCAGUGGUCUCCAACAACGGCGAAGUGGCCUGGCUCCCACCAGCUAUCUACAAGUCGGCCUGCAAAAUUGAAGUCCGUGAUUUCCCUUUCGACCAGCAGAACUGCACCCUCAAGUUUCGCUCCUGGACCUACGACCACACUGAGAUAGACCUCAUCCUCCUCAGUGAUUUCGCCUCACGUGACGACUUCAAACCCAGCGGUGAGUGGGAUAUUGUUUCACUGCCUGGCCGCAAGAACGAAGACCCCAACGACAUCAGGUACCUGGACAUCACAUAUGACUUUAUUAUCAAAAGAAAGCCUCUCUUCUACACCAUCAACCUGAUCAUUCCCUGCAUCCUGAUCACGUCUCUGGCUAUCCUGGUGUUCUAUCUCCCGUCAGACUGUGGUGAGAAGAUGACGCUCACUAUCUCCGUCCUCCUGGCUCUCACUGUGUUUCUACUCCUUAUCUCCAAAAUUGUGCCACCCACGUCUUUGGCAGUGCCUCUGAUCGGAAAGUACCUGAUGUUUUCUAUGGUACUGGUCACCUUCUCCAUCGUCACCAGCGUUUGCGUGCUCAACGUGCACCAUCGGUCCCCCAGUACGCACACCAUGCCUCCGUGGGUGAAGCGUGUCUUCCUGUACCGGCUCCCCUCUUACCUCUUCAUGCGGAGACCCGGCAGCUCCAACAUCCGUGAGAAGUUCAGGAGAAAACACCAACAGAGAUCCUACUCCGACCAGAAGAUGUGUGAUGGAGGCCAUGGAGGAAUGGCGGAUUCCUCCUCAUCCUUCUUCGUCAACGAGGAGUCGGCCAAACGCUACGGCUGGAGAAUCAGCGACAUGUCAGACAACACAGAGUUCAGGAAGAGGAUGACGCUCAAGAACAACAUUGACGUGGAAGAUGCAGUAGAUGGAGUACGCUACAUCGCUGACAAGAUGAAGAGAGAGGAUGAUGAUGAAGGGAUCAUUGAAGACUGGAAGUACGUGGCCAUGGUGAUCGACCGUCUCUUCCUGUGGAUCUUCGUGUUUGUGUGUGUGGUCGGGACGCUGGGUCUCUUCAUGCAGCCUCUGUUCCAGAACUACUACACUCCCCUUGUUGAUGAGUAGGACAAUACAUGAAAGCUGCAACGUCAUUAUGAACUAACUUCACCCCUCGCCCCUCUGAACAGAGCUCGGACAACAUUUUAAAACAUAAACCUGUUCGUCUUGCAACACACGCUCACUGGACAAAUGAUAAUGAUGCACUUUAGACCUCUUCCACCACCUUCUCCCCUCCUUACUUCCACUCUGACAUCCUCCAUGUGUCCUGCCAUCCUCUGCUCCACUCUGCUAGGCAAAGGCAAACAGUACAUGUAUAACCAGUUACCAGAUGGACUUACUUUUGGACCACCUUAGUUGUUUUUCAUGAUAUCAUAAUAAAAAAACACAAUGGAGAGCUAUAAAAACAAGAACCAGGUUAUUAUUAACCAGAAUUAUUGUUUAAUUCAAACAAAAAAUAAAGCAGUCUUUCAUCAUUAUGCUCUUCCCUGGGGAUCGAUACAGGUCCAAUGAU
Molecule: messenger RNA, 1573 nt
Organism: Notothenia coriiceps (black rockcod)
Lineage: Eukaryota; Metazoa; Chordata; Actinopteri; Perciformes; Nototheniidae
Product: neuronal acetylcholine receptor subunit beta-2-like
Exons: 3
Coding region: 1-1128 (375 amino acids)
Biological process (GO): monoatomic ion transmembrane transport
Cellular component (GO): membrane
Molecular function (GO): extracellular ligand-gated monoatomic ion channel activity; transmembrane signaling receptor activity
Source: RefSeq, a predicted model, not a curated record